UUAAACAAACAUUACCCCGACAUCACAUUUUCAGGGAUGGAUGGCAUGAACUUCACAACUGUCAUCGAUUCUGGCUUCCUGGAGGAGGCUCCAACCAGCCGCGUCCUAACAGGCUGCUUCCUCUCACUGCUCAUCCUCACAACUCUGCUGGGAAACACACUCGUUUGCGCCGCCGUCACCAAGUUCAGACACCUCCGCUCCAAGGUGACCAACUUCUUUGUGAUCUCACUGGCCGUGUCGGACCUCCUGGUCGCCAUCUUGGUGAUGCCGUGGAAGGCCGUGACAGAGAUCGUCGGGUUCUGGCCUUUCGGCUCCUUCUGUGACACCUGGGUGGCUUUCGACAUCAUGUGCUCCACGGCGUCCAUUUUGAACCUCUGCGUGAUCAGCUUGGACCGCUACUGGGCCAUCUCCAGCCCGUUUGGCUACGAACGCAAAAUGACGCCCAAAGUGGCCUACGUGAUGAUCGGCGUGACCUGGACGCUGUCUGUGCUCAUUUCCUUCAUUCCUGUGCAGCUCAACUGGCACAAGGCCCAAACUAAACCCUACACCCCUUUUACCGGGUCGUCAGGCUCCCCGGGUUCAAACGGUACAUCUUACAGCGGCGCAGAAAACUGCGACUCGAGCCUGAACAGGACCUACGCCAUCUCCACCUCGCUCAUAAGCUUCUACAUCCCCGUGGUCAUCAUGGUGGCCACCUACACUCAGAUCUACCGCAUCGCCCACCGACAAAUACGGAGGAUCUCGGCGCUGGAGCGAGCGGCCGAAAGCGCCAAGAACCGACACGACAGCAUGGGCGGAGCCUCCAGCAUCGCUGAGUCCGAGAGCUCUUUCAAGAUGACAUUCAAGAGGGAGACCAAGGUGCUGAAGACGCUCUCGGUGAUCAUGGGUGUGUUCGUGUGCUGCUGGCUCCCGUUCUUCAUCCUGAACUGCAUGGUGCCGUUCUGCGAGCAGUCGAGCGGCGGUGACGCUUUCCCCUGCGUCAGCCCCACCACGUUCGACGUGUUCGUGUGGUUCGGCUGGGCUAACUCCUCCCUCAACCCCAUCAUCUAUGCCUUCAAUGCAGAUUUCCGCAAGGCCUUCUCCGUCCUGCUGGGCUGCCACAGACUAUAUCCAGGAGGCCACAACAUAGAGACAGUCAGUCUAAACAAGAAAUGACUCAUGACUCUCUCUCGCAGCACUGACUCAUCCUUAACGCUCCUGUGUGGGCCGCUUUCAUCCACUUCAAAUGAGGACGCCGCGUUUUUGUGUUGACUCUAACUUGGACUGAAGGAUGUGGUGACCCUACAUGUACCUGUGUUUGCAUUAGGGGAGUGGCCUGUCCCCGUACAUGCAAUCAGAGCGAGUUGCCACACUGUCUUUGUAACGGAAGUGUCUUCAAAGAGGAGAAGGGAUUUUUUGGGGAUUGAGAUUAAGACUCAUGUGUUGUUGUGCCAGGGUGCAGGGAGCACAGCGGUGCUGACACGCCCCCUGGGAUAGAUAAUCCCAUGACUGGGCAGCAGCACGACCCUAAUGCUGUCAGACACUGCUCUCUUCAAUACCAUCACACACAAACGCAAAACACAAACACUGUCAAAGCAGGCUCAUCCAAAUGCUGCACCCGGCGUGCACACUCCGAGAGAUAGCAUGACAGCACACAGACAUGCUGUUACUCAUUAGGUGAAUGUUGUGCGGCUCUGCAAGGAUCCAGGGAGAAAAGCAUCAAACCAAAUCAGGUUACCUCAAAAAUAAACAUGUAGGUAAA
Labrus bergylta (ballan wrasse) is the source of this 1741-nucleotide messenger RNA. Lineage: Eukaryota; Metazoa; Chordata; Actinopteri; Labriformes; Labridae. The record is from RefSeq and is a predicted model, not a curated record.